CAACUGAUGUAGAUAGUUCAGAAAUGGAACAUGCUAGCCAGAUUAAAGCUGAGAACGGUGACGUCGAGCCAGCAAGUGGUCUUAAAGGAAAUGUUGAAGAGCUGGAUUUUGCUUCAUCACUACAACUAGAAGAAGGUGGUAAACUGAAGGAGUCCAAAACAUUAGAUACUUCUGAAGAGUCAAUCAUCGAUGAAUCUGAUAGAGUUAGAAAGAGGGGCAUUCCUCCACCUGGACUCGGUCAGAAGAUUUACGAAAUAGACCCCCUUUUGACAAACCAUCGUCAACACCUUGAUUACAGGUUUUCAGAGUACAAGAAAAUGAGGGAGGCAAUUGACAAAUAUGAGGGUGGUUUGGAAGCUUUUUCUCGUGGUUACGAAAAAAUGGGUUUCACUCGUAGGUAAUAACUGCUUUCUAUCUUAUUUAAUUUUCUUUCUGAAGGU
Messenger RNA from Nicotiana tabacum (common tobacco), 440 nucleotides. The record is from RefSeq and is a predicted model, not a curated record. NCBI's taxonomy places the organism in Eukaryota, Viridiplantae, Streptophyta, Magnoliopsida, Solanales, Solanaceae.